Echinostoma caproni is the source of this 1281-nucleotide messenger RNA. The record is from the annotation of a GenBank genome assembly. Lineage: Eukaryota; Metazoa; Platyhelminthes; Trematoda; Plagiorchiida; Echinostomatidae.
AUGGAGUAUAACGAAGUAAAUGCGAAUGAAUUGGAUCAGAAUCCACAAACAUCUGAAGUGAAAUCGAAAAGCGAAGACUGUCAUAUUUGUUCUAAAUUGUUUGAACUGGCUCGACAAAAUGAGGCAUUCAAGAAUAUGGUCGAUCGGCAACAAGAGUUAUGUAACGAUCUGAUUAAGCUGUACACUCUACUGCAAAACUCUGCUCGAAAUGAUUUCGAUCCGGCGGACAGACAGCCUGGUACAAUCAAGCCAUGUCCCACAGUCUCCGCAAGAUUACCUUCGAGGUCGGUCCGAAUAGAGCCCUCUAUUUUGGACCCAAUCUAUCCCAAUUCACAAUGCAAGACAUGCGCGCAUGAGUUUAUGAAAAAGUUAAUAAAUGACCAUUCUGUUGAUUUGAAAGUGGUGGAACAAGAACAACAGCCGUGUCUUCGCUGUUACAAUCAGCGCUACAAUCCUUGUCCGAACAAUUAUCCAGUGAGUUCAACGUUUGUGCACUGCCCUGCAGCUGUUCAUCCCGAUUGGUCCAUCAGUAGUGCGGAUCGUACGAAUACCGUGAAAACGGAAGCUUGGCAGCAGAAACAUAAUUCACCUUCUGUACAAACAUACGGACCAGUUUUCUCACCGCACAUAGAGAAUGGUUGCAUGCAACAAGUGGAAGAAGCAUACGAGAUUCAUGCUCCGAUCCAUUCUAAUCUGUGCGCAACAUCUUCGUCAAAGAAUUUCCGGUGUUUAGAGAAACAAAAUGUCGCCCCGGUAAAAGGUUGCUCCUCGUUAGAGAAUGUGAACAAACAAGGUAAUGCUUACAUUUGGACUAUCAACAGUUAUUGUGCUAUCGAAGCUGCCGAGUGUGGUUUUUGGAGUGAACCGUUUUAUUUGGGCGAACCGGGAUAUCGUUUUCGUGCAAAAAUUGAAUUUACCACAUUUCAUAUGGGAAUUUUUAUUCAGCUACUGCCAGGCGAAUACGAUGACAGUUUGCAAUGGCCAUUUCGCUGUUCCAUACAGUUUGUACUCAUCGAUCAAACCAUGAGCGGCCGAAAUUUGUCCCGAAUAUUGAAACCGUUCCCAGAAGAUGAGGACGAGCGUGGGGUGUGGGAUCGACCGAGGCCGGAUGACUGGAGUUCUGUAAUGAGUGAAUCAAACAGGUGCACAAUUGUGGGCAAAACUGAUGCGUGGGGAUUGCCCGAUUUUGCUCCCCGAUCGCUGCUAGGCGGGCCGAAACCACAUGGACGAAAUGAUUAUGUGCGUAAUGAUCGCAUGUACGUGGCAAUACGACUGGUGUAA